Molecule: messenger RNA, 3313 nt
Organism: Punica granatum (pomegranate)
Lineage: Eukaryota; Viridiplantae; Streptophyta; Magnoliopsida; Myrtales; Lythraceae
Source: RefSeq, a predicted model, not a curated record
AAAAAAAAGAAAAAAGAAAAAAAAAACAAGUGACAAAAUUUUGAUUGAAGGGUUUAUCUGUUUCGCAGCUCAGGAGACGUCAUCGAGCGCCGACGGCGGUGACAUCUUCUCUCCUGCUCCGGCUGCUAGCUGAAUAGAAACAUGUCUACGUUUGUGAAACCAGAGAACGCGCUGAAGCGAGCUGAAGAAUUGAUAAAUGUCGGGCAAAAGCAAGAUGCUCUGCAAGCGCUUCAUGAUAUUAUCACCUCGAAGAGGUCCCGAGCAUGGCAGAAGACUCUGGAGCGGAUCAUGUUCAAGUACAUUGAGCUUUGUGUUGACAUGAGAAGGGGGCGGUACGCAAAAGACGGGCUUAUACAGUACCGCAUUGUGUGCCAACAAGUAAAUGUUACCUCUCUGGAAGAAGUGAUCAAGCAUUUCAUGCAUCUCUCUACGGAAAAAGCGGAGCAGGCUCGCAGUCAAGCUCAGGCUUUGGAAGAAGCUCUUGAUGUCGAUGACCUCGAGGCAGAUAAACGGCCGGAGGAUCUGAUGCUGAGUUAUGUCAGUGGUGAGAAAGGCAAAGACCGGUCCGAUCGCGAAGUGGUCACACCUUGGUUCAAGUUUUUGUGGGAAACUUACAGGACAGUGCUUGAGAUAUUGAGGAACAACUCAAAGUUGGAAGCUCUCUAUGCGAUGACUGCACAUCGAGCAUUUCAAUUCUGCAAGCAGUACAGACGAACUACUGAGUUCCGCAGACUCUGUGAAAUUAUUAGGAAUCAUUUGGCUAAUCUCAAUAAGUACCGGGACCAAAGGGACCGACCUGACUUAUCUGCUCCAGAGAGUCUGCAGCUUUAUCUUGAUACAAGAUUUGAGCAAUUGAAGAUUGCUACUGAGCUUGAACUGUGGCAGGAAGCUUUUCGUUCCGUCGAGGAUAUCUAUGGUUUAAUGUGCAUGGUUAAGAAAACGCCCAAGGCAUCCCUUAUGGUGGUUUAUUAUGCGAAGUUGACUGAGAUCUUCUGGAUCUCAUCCAGCCAUCUAUAUCAUGCUUAUGCUUGGUUGAAGCUCUUUAAUCUUCAGAAGAGCUUUAACAAGAACUUGAGCCAAAAAGAUCUGCAAUUGAUUGCGUCAUCUGUUGUUUUGGCUGCACUUUCUGUGGUCCCUUAUGAUUCUCGUAGAGCAUCACACUUAGAACUUGAAAAUGAGAAAGAGCGUAACCUCAGGAUGGCAGACCUUAUUGGGUUUAAUGUGGACCCUAAAGUGGAGAGUAGAGAAAUGCUUUCACGGUCAUCUCUUCUUUCUGAACUGAUUGCAAAAGGUGUACUUAAUUGUGCGACUCAGGAAGUGAAAGAUCUUUACCAUCUUCUGGAGCAUGAGUUCUUGCCGUUGGAUCUUGCUGUGAAGGUUCAGCCUUUACUGGCCAAAAUAUCUAAAAUCGGGGGUAAGCUUGCGUCGGCUUCUUCUGUCCCUGAGGUGCAGCUGUCUCAAUAUGUUACUGCCUUGGAAAAAAUUACCACCUUGAGGGUGCUUCAGCAGGUGUCUCAGGUUUACCAGACCAUGAAAAUUGAGUCUCUAGCACAGAUGAUACCAUUUUUCAAUUUCUUAGUUGUGGAGAAGAUAUCUGUGGAUGCGGUUAAGCACAAGUUUUUGGCAUUGAAAAUUGAUCAUGCCAAAGGUGUUGUUCUGUUUGGAGAUCAGGGUCUCGAGUCAGAUGUCCUGAGAGAUCACCUUGCGAUUCUUGCGGAGAAUUUAAAUAGAGCAAGGGCAAUGAUUUAUCCCCCUAGAAAGAAGGGGUCAAAACUUGGUGAAAUCUUGCCGAGCCUCGCGGAGACCGUCGACAGGGAACACAAGAGACUCCUUGCUAGGAAAUCUAUUAUCGAGAAACGUAAAGAAGAGCAUGAACGACAGCUUUUGGAAAUGGAACGGGAGGAGGAGUCCAGGAGGAUGAAAAUGCAAAAGAUAACCGAAGAGGCGGAACAAAAGAGGCUUGCCUCUGAAUAUGAGCAAAGGAAGAACCAAAGGAUCCUUAGGGAAAUAGAAGAGCGAGAACUCCAAGAAGCACAAGCUCUACUUCAGGAAGCUGUUAGAGGGAAAAAGAAGGGAAAGAAAACAAUCCUGGAAGGAGAGAAAGUGACGAAACAAACAGUGAUGGAGCUUGCUAGGAUUGAGCAGCUGAGAGAGCGUCAGGAGAUGGAGAAGAAGCUACAGAAACUGGCUAAGACGAUGGACUACCUUGAGAGAGCAAAGAGAGAGGAGUCGGCUCCUUUAGUUGAGGCUGCUUUCAAAGAGCGCUUGGUGAAGGAGCAGGAGCUUCAUGAACGUGAGCAACAGCAAGAAAUUGAGCUCAGCAGACAGCGCCAUGAUGGUGACCUCAAGGAAAAGAACAGACUGGUCCGCAUGGCUGAGAAUAAGGUUAUAUUUCAGGAAAGAGUCAUGAAGCGUAGGCAGGCAGAGUAUGACAGGUUGAGGACUCAGAGAGAGGAGCAAAUAAGGCAAGAGCUCCAAGCUCGUAAACAGGAGAGGGAAAUUCUGAGAAAGCGCAAGUUCUUCUUGAUUGAAGAGCAGAAGAGAUGUGAAAGGGAAGCACGAGAAGCUGAAGCUCGCCGUAUUGAAGAGGAAGAGAGGCGGAAGAAGGAAGAGGCCGAAAGGAAGGCCAAGUUGGAUGAGAUUGCUGAGAAGCAAAGGCAGAAAGAGAGAGAGAUUGAGGAAAAGGCGAGGCUACAGAGAGAGGCUCUUUUGGGAAGGACAGUGGAGCCGCCUAGGCCUUUGGAGCCACCUGUUGGGGCCCGUCCCGUGGAGCCUGUGGCUGUUGCCGCUGCUCCUACCCCAAGCAAGUACGUGCCCAAGUUCCGGCGGGGCGGUGGGGAGAGUGCACCCCCACCACCGGAGCCUGAUCGCUGGGGCGGUGGAAAGCAGGAUGACCGCCCUUCCCUCGGUGGUGACAGGUGGCGCGGCGGCGGCGGCGAUGAUCGGAGGCCAUCCUUUGGGGACGGUCCCCCGAGGUCCAGCUGGUCGUCUUCUAGGAUCCCACCACGUGGGGAGCGUUGAACUCGGAAUCAAAGCCAUGAUGAGGAUGAUGAUUCAAUAAUCUCUAAAAAGCUGCUGCUGAUGGCGUUGAACAGGUUAUGAAGAGUUGAAAUUAGAGUACCUCCGGGUUUCGAUGGCAGAUCGAAGAGGGGUAGCGACAUGGUUUUGUCUGAUAUUAAGUAUGUUAUUUAGGAAUUUUGUCUUCUGUCCUGAAUGUGACCGGUCGGAACUCGAACCUCAAUUGGGUUUGUUCUAAUCUGGAUGUUCAGAUGACUUUUGGGUUAUCGGUGAACUGAAGACAAAUGUUUGUUUC